AAUCAAACGUCAAAAAAUGACUCACAACUUGCACUUUCCGUCGAAUCAAUUAUACCUUUAAAGUUCUAACAUUAGUAAUUAGUCGCAAUAAGCUGCUGUUCUGUGAUAAGCGGUAUUCAUCACAUUUAUAAGCCUCAAAAAAUCAAUUUAUAGAAUAAAGUGUUUUAUUGUCACGAGACAUUAGUGUGAAUAUUGUUUACCAUGGUCUCAAAAAGUUAAAUAAAACAAUCCUCUGAAGAAUUAAGUGUUCAUUUUUUUUGCAGUCCGUAUAAAUAAUUGUGUUUUUUGAAUAUCAAAAUGCAUCCAGCAGUUGUAGGUCACCGUAUUACGGUUGAUACACUCAAUGCGGCGACUGGAGGUAGUGCCGUUGAGGAUGACCCGGACAGUCCAGUGGAAGCAUUCGAGCAAAGUAUGUUAACUAUAAAAACGCAAACCCGAGGCCCAAUCCAAGAUAUCUGGCAGCGUCCAAGCAGUCGACCAUUGCCAACCGAUGACGGCACAGUGUUACGCUUCGAGAUUUCUUGCGCCCGUAUACUUCCUCCGGCAGACAGUAACAGCGCUACAGGUGCAAAAAAGUAUGUCGUCUACGACGUCAGUGUUCGUGUGGACAGUAAGGAACCAGAUCCCAAUCCAACCAGUAUAGAACGUAGAUAUACACACUUUUUGAAACUAUAUGAGAAUCUUAAGAAAGAACAUCCAACACUGGUUCAAAGCGUAGUUUUUCCCAAAAAGGUCCUGAUGGGAAAUUUUACCGCUGAACUGGUUGGGGAAAGAAGUGCUGCUUUUGAGAAUUUUCUUGAUUAUAUUAUUUCGGUGCCUUCACUGCGUGAUUCGGAGCAUUUUUUAGAAUUUUUACAAGCCGACGAACUAAGCAAGGCCUGUCAAUUACUGGAUGAAAGAAGGAAUGAGUUUGCUGUGCCCAUUUUGGAGAACACCUUUCGUAUACUGAAUAAAAUCUUCCUGGACAAAAGCAAAUGUGUUCUACUGCUCUUAUGUCGUCUCGUUGCUGCCUGCACUACUUCUCCGAUCCCGCACCCCUUAGCCGAGCAGUGGGCCGAGCUGGCGCUUAGACGUUACGAACACGUGUGCGAUACUGAUCUGCUGGUACUUUAUAUACCGUUGCUACAAACUUGUUUGCAUUUGUGGUGGCAACGCGGACGCGAUAGAACAUUACUAGAAGAGCGCCUAGAUCAGAUGGGUAAAAAAGGUAUUAAAGUCAAAGGUGGACCAACACUGGCCAAAGCUAUUCAUGCCCUUGAACCGAGAGCAGAAACAAUAUGAACAACAAAGAUGUAAACCAGAGCUUUGAUAUCAGCAAUACAGUUCAUACAUUGAGAACGCGCGAAAGCCGGAUAUCUAUUUUAAAUUUUACAUCACACAUAUGUGCAUUAUCUGUAGUAGAUACAAUUGAUUUGAUCUUAUUUCCCAACGAGUUAUUAGAUGUUUAUGUGCAACGUUAGGUAUUUAAGUGCAAUCAAAAUAUUGGCAGGUUGUGAUUUACGUAGUAGUAUUUUGAAAGGUACAAUGAUUAUUUCGGUAUAAGUUUAUUAUGUUUGUAUUAGCAAAAAUGUCCAAACGAUAACUGUUUUAGAAUUAAAUUUAACCUGUCCACAGCAUCAAUUAACGCUCUUCUACUUAUAUUGCCAAUACAUUAUGUCAAUAAAACCUCUAGCCUGCUCUUUAAAAAUAUCCCAUACAACUGUUAAUGAAAUGCACCGUGACAACAAACCUUCGUAAUACUACUCGCUCAGUGGUUAUCAUAUCAAUUUUAUAUGCAAUACGGUCGAUUACAUUUCGAAAUUCUUAAAUAUACAGUCGUGUAAAA
Molecule: messenger RNA, 1825 nt
Organism: Wyeomyia smithii (pitcher-plant mosquito)
Lineage: Eukaryota; Metazoa; Arthropoda; Insecta; Diptera; Culicidae
Gene: Snx21
Product: sorting nexin-21
Exons: 4
Coding region: 298-1281 (327 amino acids)
Biological process (GO): protein transport
Cellular component (GO): early endosome membrane
Molecular function (GO): phosphatidylinositol phosphate binding
Source: RefSeq, a predicted model, not a curated record